AAUUUUAGAGUGCAAAUCUGGACUUUUUAUGUCUGAAAUAAGAAUUUUGAGAGUUUUCUUUUUCGAUUUUGGCAUAGAUUUUUAGUUUUUCGAUACCCAUAAUGGUCCCAUUCUCUCUCAAGCAUUCUCCCAUACCAUUAUGGGUGUAUUUCCUUCUCUGGCAGUGACAACGGCGAAGUUGGACAGUAGCGACCGGGACGAUAUUAUCGAGAUUUACCACCAAUAGCCAAGGCGUAUGGCGUCGUCUGUUUAAUGACUUCGGCUGCCUAUCAUCUGGAACUUUAUGAUCUUCGCAUUAUAGCACUUUUUUACGGAAAAGUUCUGAAAAAUUUUCAGAUUUGGAGGCUCAUCACAAACUUCUUCUUCCUUGGGCCAUUUUCAUUUACAUUUGCAUUUCGACUUCUGCUAAUAGCAAGGCAUGGAGUCCAACUCGAAAGGGGUCCCUUUGACAAAAGGACAGCAGAUUAUCUAUGGAUGUUCAUCUUUGGCGCCCUGUCACUACUGGUGAUGGCAAUUGUUCCACUCCUAUGGAGUCCAUUCAUGGGAGCUUCCAUAGUUUUUAUGAUAGUCUAUGUUUGGAGCCGCGAGUUCCCAAACGAGCGUCUUAAUAUUCAUGGCCUCUUUCAACUCAAGGGUUUCUACCUACCAUGGUAUAUGCUGGGAAUAGACUUGAUUCUUGGGAACCCAUUGAAACCAGAUCUGCUUGGCAUGGCUGCAGGCCAUCUCUAUUACUUCUUGACAGUUCUCUAUCCUCUUUCUGGUGGCAGAUUCACCUUCUUCAACACUCCUCUCUGGGUUCACAAACUGGUUGUAUUUUGGGGUGUGGGUUACCAAUUAAAUGCUCCGGUGCCGAAAAAUCAACCAGCCGGAGUUGCUUUCCAGGGGAGAGGCCGCCGGCUCGAUGGGAACAGAGCAAUCUCUUCAACACAACCACAAGCAAAUGCUGCAUCAGAGGAGCAAACAAAUGCUUCAGCUCAACGGAAUCAAGAUGAUGGAGGAGGAGCUUUCCGGGGGAGAGGCCGCCGUCUCGAUGGCUGGUAGCAAGUGGUUUUUGUCACUAAUUAUAAUUAUGUGAUUACAUAUAUGUAAUACUUUGGCAAAACAAAGAAUAUAAAUUUGAUGUUGUUGUAACCAAUUUUUUUUUUAAAAAAAGAAAGAACUUGCUAAAUUAUGGUA
Camellia sinensis is the source of this 1176-nucleotide messenger RNA. The record is from RefSeq and is a predicted model, not a curated record. NCBI's taxonomy places the organism in Eukaryota, Viridiplantae, Streptophyta, Magnoliopsida, Ericales, Theaceae.